AUGGGUGGUCAUUCACUUAUGAGUUGGCUGGCCAACUAUGAUGUUGUUGAAGAUCCAUUUUGCUUCACAAACCAAAUAGUUCCUCCUAUGGAUUAUUUGAGUGGAAUGAACGGGUAUGGUCCAUUUGAUUGGCAAUACGAACGGACGCUCCCACUAGUACAAGACUCUUUUCUUGAUGCUGUUCCUUUCAUGGAUCAAAGCUGUUUGAAUAUUGAUCCUCUUUACUCUUCCCUUGAUAUUCAACCAAUCCGAAGUGCGUUUCAAGGUGAUGAACUUGUUUUGGGAAAUGGAAAUUGGGUUUGUAAUGAUUUGUUCGGUGAAUUAAUAGAGCCUAGCAAUAAUCAACAAAAACAAAUACAGCAUCAACCUCCAUUGCUGAUGUGCAAGAAUGAAGAAAAUGGCAGUACUGAGAAUGAGUUGGAGGAGACGAAGGUGAUUAGUAAAAGGUCUCACCUUAGCACAAGGCUAAGAUCAUCAAACUCCACGUCGCUCAACUCAUCAAAAAUGUUGUCGAGGGAAACAAUAUCAAACUACUUCUACAUGCCUAUAACUCAGGCAGCCAAGGAACUCAAUGUAGGUUUAACCCUUUUGAAGAAAAGGUGUAGGGAGUUGGGGAUUCGCCGGUGGCCUCACCGGAAGCUGGCCAGCCUCCAAACCCUAAUCAGAAACAUUCAGGAUUUGGGAAAGGAGGGGGAGGAGAGUGAGGAGAAGCUUCGAAAUGCAAUAGAGUUGUUGGAGAGGGAGAGGAAGCUGCUGGAGGAAGUGCCCGACAUGCAAUUGGAGGAUAAUACCAAGCGAUUGAGGCAAGCUUGUUUUAAGGCUAAUUACAAGAAGAGAAAGAUCAUGGGGAUGAAUAAUUUGGAUCAAUCACAAUCCUCUUUCAUCUGCAGCAACAAUGAAAUUCAUGAAUAUGCAAGUAUUAUGGAUGAUGGUUAUGAGGAAGAUGAAGAAAUCAAGUCUCUUUUAUCUGACUCUUUUUCCUCAUCAAAUUCCAACAUAUGCCUGUUCUAG
Prunus mume (Japanese apricot) is the source of this 1011-nucleotide messenger RNA. RefSeq names its product protein RKD2. The record is from RefSeq and is a predicted model, not a curated record. Gene Ontology annotation, molecular function: DNA-binding transcription factor activity. NCBI's taxonomy places the organism in Eukaryota, Viridiplantae, Streptophyta, Magnoliopsida, Rosales, Rosaceae.